Molecule: messenger RNA, 1147 nt
Organism: Bubalus bubalis (water buffalo)
Lineage: Eukaryota; Metazoa; Chordata; Mammalia; Artiodactyla; Bovidae
Product: trophoblast Kunitz domain protein 1
Exons: 6
Coding region: 39-584 (181 amino acids)
Molecular function (GO): serine-type endopeptidase inhibitor activity
Source: RefSeq, a predicted model, not a curated record
CCCAGCAUCCUCAGGAGCCCUCCUGCAAGGCCACGAAGAUGAACCGGCUCUGCCUCUCCGCAGCCCUUCUCUUCCUCCUGGUUAUCCUGGUGGACAGCACCCUGGUGAAUAUACACCAUAUCCAGGAUGAAGGUCUGGAGACAAGCCAUAGACGGGGACCUGAGAAGCGUUCAACAAAAGAUAUGAUUAAAAAUAUCAUCCGUGGUAUGGCUACAGGUGCCAAGAUUGCCAAUGCGGGAUCCAGUUUAAUACGUCAAGUGGUUAAAGCAAUACGUAAAGGAAAUAAAGGUCACGUGAUGACUUCCAGAGCACAACUCAAGAACCACACAGUAGAGGAGUCCCCAACAUUCAAUACUCAACAAUUAAUACUCAGUGAGAAGAAUAAAGCAGAUUCUAGGCCUGCCUUCUGCCUGGAGCCUAAUGUAGUUGGUCACGGCACUACUAAGAUGCCCAGGUACUUCUACAAUGCCAAGACCGGUCACUGUCAGCCAUUUACAUAUGGCAGCCUCGGAGGGAACAAAAACAACUUCCUAACGUUAGAGGACUGCAUGAAGACCUGCGGUCAAGGGGCUGGUUCCCUGUGAGGACAUGUGAAGAGUGUCUCCCAGAAAAUGUGAAGUCCGAGGAGGACCCCUGCAGAGCUAGGCCAUGGCUGCUUCUAAACCGUUAGGUCUCCUCGCAAUUCUUCUCUCCCCUACCCUCCACAGCAGAGCCAGCCUAUUUCCUCUCUUCCACAGUCUACAUGCCUUUUCUGUCUCAUCCAGUUGGCUCUCAGCACCAUGAGAACAUGUCCUCCCUUUAUCCCAAACACUAAGCACAGUUCCUGACACCAAAGAGACAGUUCUACUUGAGGAAGGAAGGAAGGAAGGGAUGUAGAAGCACACUCCCCAUGACCAGAGUGAGUGCAGAGCCUGCGCUUUAUCACAGGAUUUUCGUUUUCACCCCCAUCCUCACGGCAUCCUCACCUUCAUCCCCCUGCCCACCAUCACUGCUCUCCUCGUGGGUGGCCAAGGUGGUAUUUCCAGCAUCCAGUUCUCAGCACCCAUACUGAGAGAAGAGUUUGGGAUAAAGAAGCCCCUAAACCCCAGAAUGAUGCUGCAUUUUCCUUUCUGUAACUUCAAACACUGUGAGUUAUAUUUAAAUAAAU